UGCGGAAAUUCGUCCGAUUUUUCAGAUAUUGUUUAUUAAUUUUAUUGUAAAUAUUAUAGGAUGUGUUAAUAUCCAGAAAUCACAGACCGUGGUUGUGUUUAAUCACAUUUAACAAAGUUAACUGCUUCGCGUACGACGUGAAAAAUGUGCUAUUGAAUUUUUCCUGAUAGUUAAUUUAUCGGAAAAAGUAUUCCAGCUAGUGUUACCAUUCUAAGAUGAGGAUUCGAAAGUUAUCAGCUCUAUUCUGGUCGACAUGUAUUCUUGCCCUCAUAGUUAUUCUGUAUGUGACCACAGAUUUGAGUUUUAAGCUGCCAAGUAUUCGACCAGCAUAUCAGGAGGUAGAUGAAAACAAAUGGUCUUCAGUUGAGUCAAAACUGCAGCAUAUUGAGAAAGAAUUGAACCAACACAAUGUAGUUGUUGGUGAAAUCAAAUCCGCUUUUGACCAGGUUGUGGAUAGAUCGCAUUUCCAAGCGCCGCCACCGCCUCGCCCGCAAACUGAAAGAAAAAAGGACUACGUGAAAUCUGAACCAAAGGACUAUGAUAAACAUUUCAACGAUGUAAACUACGACGAGGAUAAGAAAUAUUCGUACAAAGAUAUAAAGGUAGUUGGGGAAGAGCCACCUAAAAGAAUUACUGUGAAGUUUGAUCAGAUGACGUGCCCGGUAAAGAAAGAUGGUCCUUUACAAACUGAAGUGCAGAUGCUAUCAUUGUACGACAGGAUGUCCUUUGACGACAAAGACGGGGGUGUGUGGAAACAAGGUUGGAAUGUCGAAUACAACGAGCAGCAAUGGAACUCUAAGAAUAAACUUAAAGUGUUCAUCGUACCUCAUUCACAUAACGAUCCAGGCUGGAUAAAAACUUUCGAAAACUACUACAAAACUCAAACGAGGGCAAUAUUUACCAACAUGGUGGAGAAGUUAGCUGAAAAGCCCGGUAGGAAAUUUAUCUGGUGUGAGAUUAGUUACCUCGCGCUCUGGUGGACAAUGGACGCCACUGAUCAAGACAAGGCAGCUUUUAAAAGCCUUUUAAACUCCGGCAACUUGGAAAUAGUGACUGGUGGAUGGGUAAUGAAUGAUGAGGCCAGUUCCCAUUGGAUGGCUAUCAUACAACAAUUAUCGACCGGACACCAGUGGUUACUCGACAAAUUCAAUUAUAUACCCAAAAAUGCCUGGUCCAUUGACCCUUUUGGUUAUUCAAGCGCCCAGCCUUAUCUACUCAAAUUGGCCGGGUUUGAGAACUCUGUUAUUCAACGAGUGCAUUACAUAGUGAAGAAGGAGUUAGCGUUGAAUAGGCAGUUGGAGUUCAAAUGGAGACAGCUAUGGGACGGCAAGGGUGUCACCGAUAUGUUCACGCACAUGAUGCCGUUCUAUUCUUACGACGUGCCACACACUUGUGGUCCUGAUCCUAAGAUCUGUUGUCAAUUUGAUUUCAAGAGGCUACCGGGUAAUGGCGUCACUUGUCCAUGGGGUGUCCCACCUGUUAAGAUUACAGAGAAAAAUAUUCAUGACAGGGCUUUCAUGAUCCUGGAUCAGUGGCGUAAGAAGUCGCAACUAUACCGCAGUAACGUGUUGAUGGUACCACUCGGCGACGACUUCCGUUACGAUCGCGCCAACGAGUGGGACAAUCAGUACUUGAACUACGAAAUGCUCAUUGAUUACAUCAAUAGCAACGUCGAAUACAACGCUGAGGUCCAGUUUGGGACCCUCCAAGACUACUUCAAGGCUCUCCAUGACGACGUGAAACUGUCCGACUUCCCGACACUCUCAGGCGAUUUCUUCACUUACGCGGACCGGAACCAGCACUACUGGAGUGGCUAUUUUACGUCCAGGCCUUUUUAUAAAAACAUGGAUAGGGUCCUACUUGCGUAUGUCAGGGCAGCGGAUUCAGUAAUGGUGCAAGCAAUAUCUUCAGGCCUUGUAAGUAAAGUACUGGAAUUGCAACUUCGCGACCGUAUGACGCAGGCGCGGAACUCGCUAUCACUGUUCCAGCAUCAUGACGGGAUCACUGGUACCUGCAGGGAUGAAGUACGAGAAGACUAUGCUAAGAAAUUGUUAACAGCAAUAAAACACGCCCAAUCUGCAAUCCAACAAGCCUCGUACUUACUUCUCCAAAAACCUCAAAUCGUAGACCAAACCCAAAAGGACAUAUUCUUCGACGUAGAUGACAUCUGGAGGAAACAUGACGAAAUACCAUCGAGGAUCACGAUCGCAUUGGAUGCUGUAUCUCCAUCUAGACGUGUUGUUCUUUACAACGCGCUUGCUUUUAAGAGAACCGAGAUUUUGACAUUAAUUGUUAGUUCGCCACAUGUUGAGGUGUACGAUCCAGAAGGAAACCCGCUAAUGGCGCAAGUGUCACCCAUAGUAGCAGGUGAAAGACGACUUGGCUUCGCUGCUAGCAAGUUCCAGUUGUCGUUCCCCGUGAGCGUGCUCCCGCUGGCUGCCGUCGGGUACACUGUCUCGUUGAGAGACAGCUCCGCAAUUAACAAAUACACAUCGUACGCUCGCGUGCGUAUCUACAACGCGGAUUACUGGAAUGUGGAUCUCCCAAAGAUGUUCGCUGUGGAACAGGUGCAGGGACGUCUAUCCGAAGAUGUGUCUUUCAAGUUAGGCAAUACUGGCGUUGUAGCUGAUAUGAAAGGGUUAUUGAAAAGUAUAUCUACUGACGGGAAACCUGUGCCUAUUCAUAUGGACUAUGUUCAUUACGACAGUAAAAAAGAGCACGACAACAACAGUGGCGGGUAUCUGUUCGUGCCGUCCGGUCCGGCGGCGCCUUUCACUCCGGAGCCGUAUCCGGAACUGGUCAUAACCGAGGGCAUACAUAAAUCCACGUUGUACACUUCAUUAAUUGGUCCGAAGAAGGCUGAAGUGAUAUUGUCGAUAUCAAUAAACAACAACCCAUCCCUGCCUCAAAGCGAGAUCGAGAUCGGGAACACGUUCCUAAUCGAUCCUGCGUCAGACAAUCUUGAACUUGCCAUGCGAUUCUCGACCAACAUACAGAAUGGCGACGUGUUCUAUACUGAUCUGAAUGGCAUGCAGAUGAUUAAACGACGGUACUUCGAGAAGCUUCCAAUCCAGGCCAACUACUAUCCUUUACCAGCGGCCGCAUACAUUGAAGAUGAUAACACUCGUUUCACUAUACUCACGUCUACGCCUUUGGGAAUGGCGGCCUUGCAACCGGGUCAGAUGGAGGUAAUGCAAGACAGGCGGCUGAGUCGUGACGAUAACCGCGGCAUGAACCAAGGCGUACAGGACAACGUUCGCACCCGGCACACGUUCAGACUCGUGCUCGAAAGCGCUAAUAGCCCCUGUCAAAACAAAACCCACCCAGAAAACCCAAGUGGUCAACUGACACUUGGCACUCACGUGUCCCAACAAAUGUUGCUACAACCUAUAAUAACGAUGCACUACACAGCGCAAGAUGACGGCUCUCGACCGGUAUUUUCGCGGCCGAUAACAAACGCUGCUGAUGUCGUAUUGGGAUCUUUCCGACCGCAUGUUAUAAGCAAGACAAAAGACGAUAAAAAGGUGCAAGGCGUCGGCAUGACCUUCCAGCGGGUGUACUUAGACGUGUGCUACGGUAACAAGGACAUUGCCAAGUGGUAUCCCGUUGGCGAUGGACAGGUUCAACUCUCUGAAUACCUGGAUGUAACAUCAAGUCAGAUAUACGAGAGCACGUUAACUUUUAAUCGCAUACGGAACCCUAUACCUAACGGCGUACUCACUCUUUGCCCUAUGGAAAUACGUUCAGUGUUCGUCAAUCAUACUUUGAAGCACGAUUGAGGUGUAUAAUUCAUGUUUAUAUCCAGCUUUGGAUUAGUGCGGAUGACGGUGAGCCCUAGUCUGUUUAGUGAGAGUUAAUAAAUGGAAAACCAUCCCAAGUUCAGGGUCUUGCAAGAAAGUUUUCACGCUGACUUUCGAGUUACAUUGUGAGUACUUUUACGUACUAUGUCCGAUUAUCAUUUUUAUUAUAGACACAUAGAUAUCAGUUCCGAAUACAAGAAAACAUCGAGUAU
Molecule: messenger RNA, 4012 nt
Organism: Hyposmocoma kahamanoa
Lineage: Eukaryota; Metazoa; Arthropoda; Insecta; Lepidoptera; Cosmopterigidae
Gene: alpha-Man-IIa
Product: alpha-mannosidase 2
Exons: 21
Coding region: 216-3779 (1187 amino acids)
Biological process (GO): protein deglycosylation; N-glycan processing; mannose metabolic process
Cellular component (GO): Golgi membrane
Molecular function (GO): carbohydrate binding; alpha-mannosidase activity
Source: RefSeq, a predicted model, not a curated record